This is a messenger RNA of Asparagus officinalis (garden asparagus), 2036 nucleotides long. RefSeq names its product BTB/POZ and MATH domain-containing protein 2-like. The record is from RefSeq and is a predicted model, not a curated record. The transcript is spliced from 4 exons. Gene Ontology annotation, biological process: protein ubiquitination. Lineage: Eukaryota; Viridiplantae; Streptophyta; Magnoliopsida; Asparagales; Asparagaceae. Gene Ontology annotation, molecular function: protein binding. The coding region runs from base 243 to 1478 and encodes 411 amino acids.
UUCUCUUGUUCUCCCCCCAAUUUCCUCCUCCUCCUCCUCCUCCGGCAAAUUUCUCCUCUCCCUCCUCAAAAAAAUCCCCAAAAUUCUCUAAUAUCUCCUCUUCGAUCUCAAACCCUAACCCCUCCGUCAUCUGCCUGUGAGAUCCCAGUCCCGAUUUCUCAGAGAAGGAAGAAAGAAUCCCAAACCCUAGACCUCCAACUCCCCAAAUUCCCUUACCCCAAACCCUAAUUCCACCACCCCAAAUGGGUCGAAUUUCCCGCGGCUGCCCCUCAUCUAAACCCUCGACCUCCAUCAUCUCUCAAUCCCCAUCAAACCCUCAACCUCCAUCAGAGACCGCGUCGACCUCGAUCACAGAAACCAUCAACGGAUCUCACCAGUUCAAGAUCACCGGCUACUCUUUGUCAAAAGGUCUAGGGAUUGGGAAGUACGUAGCUUCUGAUACUUUUAACGUCGGGGGGUUCGAGUGGGCGAUCUAUUUUUAUCCUGAUGGAAAGAGUCCUGAGGAUAAUGCGAGUUACGUGUCGCUUUUUAUAGCGUUGGCGAGCGAGGGGACGGAUGUUAGGGCUUUGUUUGAGCUGACGCUGUUGGAUCAGAGCGGGAAGGAGAGGCAUAAGGUUCAUAGUCAUUUUGGGAGGACGCUGGAGGACGGGCCGUAUACGCUGAAGUAUCGGGGGAGUAUGUGGGGUUAUAAGCGAUUCUUCAAACGAACUGCCUUGGAGGCUUCUGAUUAUCUUAAAGAUGACUGUCUGUCAAUUAAUUGUAGUGUUGGCGUUGUUAGAUCACAUACCGAGGGACCCAAGUCGUAUACGAUACCAGUGCCUUCCUCUAACAUUACUCAGCAUUUUGGCCAACUUCUAGAAAGUGGAGAAGGAACUGAUGUUUCAUUCGAAGUUGAUGAUGAGAUCUUUGCAGCUCAUAGCUUGGUCCUUGCAGCUCGGUCACCUGUGUUCAGAGCACAACUAUUUGGUCCGAUGAAGGACCAUAACAUGCAAUGCAUAAAGGUUGAAGAUAUGCAGCCUGCCGUCUUUAAGGCUUUACUUCACUUCAUUUACUGGGACUGUCUGCCUGAUAUGGAUGAUCUUGCUGGUGUGGCUUCGACGUUAAUGGCUCAACACUUGCUCGCAGGUGCAGACAGAUAUGCAUUGGAGAGGCUUAAACUACUCUGCGAAGAUAAGCUCUGCCAGGAUGUAUCAAUUAACACAGCAGCAACUACUUUAGCUUUGGCCGAGCAGCAUCAUUGUUUUCAGCUUAAGUCUGUUUGUCUCAGAUUUAUUGCUUUGCCUGAAAAUCUUAAAGCUGUGAUGCAAACUGAAGGAUUUGAGCAUUUGAAGGUCAGCUGCCCAUCCAUAUUGUCAGAGCUCUUGGAACAUGUGGCAAAAAUGGGAGAACAUUCAGUCAAAGCAGGGGUACAUGUGGUUGAAGCGCCACUUGAUGGCAGCGAUGUUAACGGGAGACGAGUGAAGCCUCGAAUAACAUAGAGUGGAAGAAAUACUUGUUUCUUACCUUCUCCUUUUCAUUUUAUUCUGUAAAUCAACUAGCUAUUAUGGGGUUUCCAAAUUUCUUCUAUAUACCUGCUAUGUAUGACAUGUUGUAAGCUAUCUCAUAGUGUGUGUACUUAGACCUUUGUAGUUGCAUGUGGGGUUGUGGGUGGUUCAGGAAUUGUGUGCUUGUUCUCGUGUAAAAGGACAAACCUGUGAAAAUCAGCACAUAACAAGUGUAACGAAAAUUGUACGAAGAUGUAGCUGCAGAUGUCAAGUACUCCUGGAGUGCCUACUUGGUAACGGUACUUCGCACUUUGCGGUCGGAGGUUGCUCUAAAAAAAAUGCCACAGUGGAAGCUUGCUUGGUGUUGAUUGUGUUUUGAACAUUGAAGAAUUAUUGGCGUCAUAAACAUUCAAGUCAAAUCUGUUUGCCAUUUUUUUUUCAACUUUGUUUGUGUAAUCCCUCGAAGGAUGAUAGUUAUUGUUACACUUCAAGUACUACUACUGUACUGAUACGCUCGAGUUUGAUUUAUUUGGUCAAUGGUUCCUUCUUGGA